AACUCAAUGAUUUGCUGCCAGCGUCGUCAUUAAUAUACCAUCAUUUGAAGUGUCUUUGCACAUCUAGUUCUAGUUGUUGGUGUCGGCCUCUGAACGAUCUUGUUGUCGAUCUUGCUUUGCUGUCUACACCUUGUCUUGAUCUGUGAGCUCUCAGUCCAAAGACUUCCGAUAUGCCUGCAUCACUAGAAAUCCAGCUUCAGAACCAGACCUCCUCAAGCGAGGUUUACGCCUACAUCACCGGGCUGGCAUUACAAAAGAAUAAUGCCCGCGUUCUCCUCAAGGCCGACGGCCAAGAUCUCUACUACCCAGAGGAGCCGCGCAAGAUCCUCAGCCCGCUCACGGAGGACUGCGCCAUUCCCUUGGGCCCGCCAGGGAACACGGUGACUGUCAAAAUUCCCCAGAUGGCCGGUGGCCGCAUUUGGUUCAGCCGGGAGGGCAAGCUUACCUUCCUCUUAAACCCACCGGGGCCUGCUCUGGUCGAGCCAUCGGUCCUCAACCCCAGCGACCCAAAUCGGAACGUCGACUUUUCAUUUGCCGAGUUCACCCUCAACAACGACCAGCUGUUUGCCAACAUCAGCUACGUCGACUUUGUGCCCCGCCUACCCAUCGCCCUCACCCUGCAGGACGGCAACGGCGUGCAACACGUGUCAGGGAUGCCGAGCGACGGGCUCGAAAAGGUCUGCGAGGGCCUCCGCGCCCAAAAGGAAAGGGACGGGAAGCCGUGGGACAAGCUCAUUGUGUCGAACAAGGGCCGGCCCCUGCGUGCUCUGAGCCCGAUGCACGGAAACGCGGUGCGCGCAAAUUUUAGCGGCUACUUUGAGCCGCUCGUGGAGGAAGCGUGGAAAAAGUACCACUGUAACAGCAACUGCCAGAUGAAGAUCAACACUCAGGCUGCGCACGGUGUUCUGCCGGGGGCGAUCGCCGAGUCGGACGAGUUGGAUGUUGGAGGUGAAAAGUUCAAGAAGCCCACGACGGCAGACAUUCUAGGCUGCAACAGCGGGCCCUUUACGACGGGACCGUCGCCAAAGCGCAACGCCAUCAUUCCAAGGCUGGCUGCUGCGUUUGCGCGGGCGGCGGUCCUGGACGCCGAGCACCACCCCUCUGACCCAAGCACUUUUUACAAGAGGGAUCCGGCGAACCACUAUGCACGUAUUGUUCACGAGGUGAAUUUGGAUGGAAAGGGUUAUGCUUUUGCCUAUGAUGAUGUGCAGCCUGAUGGAGGGGCAGAUCAGUCGGGCAAGGUUAACGCAGGUUCUCCAUCUUUGUUCAUUGUGAGCGUAGGAGGCGAGAAUGCAUAUGCUGGAGACAGGCUACCGUAGAUGGGAUGAGGCAGUUUAUUUGAUCAGCAAUGCUUGCACUGUUGCCGAAGUUUGCUAUUAUGUUGGUGGUAGUUGUGGAGGUGGAAUCCCAAGAUUUAUAUGUGAAUGAAAUUCAUUAUUAGAUUCCGCAGCUGAUGCAGCUCAUCCUGGUCUUGCAAUGCUCACCGGUUGAUAAAGACAGGAUGUUUAGCAUACCGUAGUUAAGUGAAGUUAUAAACGAAUACUUAUAUUUAUACUUGGU
Molecule: messenger RNA, 1560 nt
Organism: Pyricularia oryzae 70-15
Lineage: Eukaryota; Fungi; Ascomycota; Sordariomycetes; Magnaporthales; Pyriculariaceae
Product: glucanase B
Exons: 1
Coding region: 171-1319 (382 amino acids)
Source: RefSeq, a predicted model, not a curated record